GUUAUGUUGGAUGGUAUGGGACGGGUGAUGGAUGAAUAGGUUGAUAUUAUUAUUUAUCAUGUACAACAAUAAAAAUUAAAUGUAUAAUACCAUUGGAUGCUGGAUACACAUGAACGCAAACCUCGUGGAUUUAAAAAAAUGGUUUAUCCUCAAAAAAAGUAUUAUCGACAAAGAGCACAUGCAAAUCCAAUUGCAGAUCACUGUUUGACCUACCCAAAAAAUCCUCUUGAGGUAAAUUGGUCUCAAUAUUAUCCUGAAAUACAUAUUAAUGAAGAACGAACAGUUAAAUUCCUUGAUAUAGGUUGCGGAUAUGGUGGACUUUUAGUAACAAUUUCACCUAUGUUUCCUCAAAGAUUAAUUUUAGGUGUAGAAAUUCGUGUUAAAGUUUCAGAUUAUGUAAUAGAUAGAAUACAUGCAUUACGAAAGGCACAACCAGGCUGUUUUCAAAAUAUAGCUUGUUUAAGAACAAAUGCAAUGAAAUAUUUACCAAACUAUUUUAGAAAAGGACAGUUAGAAAAAUUGUUCUUUUUAUAUCCAGAUCCUCAUUUUAAGAAGGCGAAAUAUAAAUGGAGGAUAAUAAAUAAAAAUUUAUUAGCAGAAUAUGCCUACGUUUUAUCAGUUGGUGGGAUAGUGUAUACAAUUACAGAUGUUAAAGAUUUACAUGAAUGGAUUGUUAAACAUUUUACAGAUCAUUCGUUAUUUCAACAAAUAGAACCAUUAGAAUUGGAGAGUGAUCCUAUUGUCGAGAAAUUGUAUGAUAGUUCUGAAGAAGGAAAGAAAGUUACUCGCACCCAAGGGGAUAAGUUUUUAGCAGUUUUUCGAAGAGUUGAAGAUCCUUUUUUAAUUUCAAAUCUGAAUUAAUAGAAUAAAGUAGAUUUAAGAACU
Agrilus planipennis (emerald ash borer) is the source of this 885-nucleotide messenger RNA. RefSeq names its product tRNA (guanine-N(7)-)-methyltransferase. Bases 97 to 861 code for a protein of 254 amino acids. Gene Ontology annotation, biological process: RNA (guanine-N7)-methylation; tRNA methylation. The transcript has 4 exons. The record is from RefSeq and is a predicted model, not a curated record. Lineage: Eukaryota; Metazoa; Arthropoda; Insecta; Coleoptera; Buprestidae. Gene Ontology annotation, molecular function: tRNA (guanine(46)-N7)-methyltransferase activity. Gene Ontology annotation, cellular component: tRNA methyltransferase complex.